GCACUGGUACAAAUCCAAUCCACACGUUUACAAGGAGACGUUGAAAAGCCACUCAAGCCAGUGUUUGAGUUUUGUAUUGCAAGCCCGCUGCAAGCUCACGUGAGACAUUUCGAGGACAAUUAUUGCGACUUGGGACCCAACAAUAAUCUCACUGUCCAUCAACAAACGCCUCCUCAUCUUUGAUUGCCUCCAUGCUCCUCCAGAGUCCAAUCGGCCCACCCAUCGGAACAAGUCAGUCACUUCUCCUUUGUGACCUGUAGAAUCCCAUCUCACUCCGUUUCCAUUUCAAUUCCCUAUCUUUACAGGUAACCUUCCGCUAUGUUCAACUUCUGAUAGAAAGAAAGAUCUUUCUCUGUAAAGGUUUAAAAGUUUUAGUUUUUUGAAUUAUGGGUACUGAUUCGGCUUUGAAUUCCACAAAUCCUACACAAAGACCUACUCAAGAAGAAGACUCACAUAACUCAUCCAAUCCUUCUCGGAAACACACCACCACCAUCAUCUUCAUCUCUCUCCUCCUCAUCACCUGCAUUGCUAUCUCUGCUGCCUCUGCCUUCGCUUUCCUCUUCUUCUUCUCUACUUCGUCUUCUUCUUCUUCUUCUUCUUCGCCUGCGCCUGCGCAGACAUCGUCUUCUAUCGAAACGACAUCCCGUGCGUUAAUCAAGCUCAAUCACCCUGUGGUUAUCUUGAUUUCUUCCGAUGGGUUCCGGUUCGGGUACCAAUUCAAGACUCCAACGCCCAAUAUUCACCGUUUGAUCGCCAACGGUACUGAGGCCGUGACGGGUUUGAUUCCAGUAUUUCCUACUGUUACUUUCCCUAAUCAUUACUCAAUUGUUACUGGGCUUUACCCUGCUUAUCAUGGCAUUAUCAACAACCGUUUUGUCGAUCCAAUCACCGGUGAAGUCUUUACUAUGAGAAGCCACGAGCCCAAGUGGUGGCUUGGUGAGCCACUCUGGGAGACUGUGGCCAAUCAUGGGUUAAGGGCUGCUACCUAUUUUUGGCCUGGGGCUGAGGUGCAUAAAGGUUCUUGGAAUUGCCCUGAAGGGUUUUGUAUGUUUUAUAAGGAGUCAGUUCCAUUUGAGGAACGGGUCGAUAAGAUUUUGAGCUAUUUUGAUUUGCCUAGCGCUGAAAUUCCUGUGUUUAUGACAUUGUAUUUUCAUGAUCCUGAUCAUCAGGGCCACCUGGUGGGACCUGAUGAUCCAGAGAUAACUGAAGCUGUUUCUGGAAUUGAUAAGAUGAUUGGGAGGUUGAUUAAUGGGCUAGAAAAGAGAGGGGUUUUUGAGGAUGUUCAUAUUAUUAUGGUGGGCGAUCAUGGCAUGGUUGGUACAUGUGAUAAGAAGUUGAUAUUUCUGGAUGAUUUGGCCCAUUGGAUCAAAAUUCCAGCUGAAUGGGUACAGUACUAUACUUCAAUGCUCUCAAUUCGCCCCCCUCCAGGUGUGUCACCAUCGAGCGUUGUGGGGAAGAUAAACGAAGGACUGCAGUCGGGAAAAGUUCAGAACGGAAAGCAUUUGAAAGUGUAUCUUAAGGAGGAGCUGCCUAGUAGGCUUCAUUAUUCGGUAAGUGACAGAAUUCCACCGAUAAUAGGGCUGGUUGAAGAGGGUUUUGAGGUGGAACAGAAGAGAUCAAAACAUCAAGAAUGUGGAGGAGCACAUGGCUAUGACAAUGCAUUUUUCUCCAUGAGGACGAUCUUCAUUGGUCAUGGACCGCAUUUUGCAAGGGGACGAAAGGUGCCAUCUUUUGAGAAUAUUCAGAUAUACAACUUGGUUACUUCAAUUCUCAAUAUUAAGGGUGCUCCCAAUAAUGGGUCUCUAUCAUUCCCAGGAUCUGUUCUUUUGCCUACUCCUUAGUAAGUAUCUCCUAACCAGUUCGAUAGUUGUCUCAUCUUCUCAAAUGAAUUGCAGUUGGGCUGGGCAAUUUUAUUGUGACGCCACAUGAGCAUAUAUUUCUCAAGAACGAUGUUUAUAGAUGUGUAUGUUAUGGUAGUGCAGAAGGUAAUUGAAUUAGUAUUGAUCCUUGCAAUUGUUGAUCAUACCCAGCGAUGUUAUCGCUUAGUUCAAGCAUUUCAUCUGUUUUGAGCUGCAGAUAAACGAGUGGAACCUGGUAUGUAAAAUUAUUGAAUGUGUACUUUUGUAGCCUGCUACUUUGGGCUUUGUUUAGCCAGAUUUAACAGCAAUUAAAGGACCCCUUUCCCUUUUUAGGGAUUUUCA
Molecule: messenger RNA, 2201 nt
Organism: Hevea brasiliensis (rubber tree)
Lineage: Eukaryota; Viridiplantae; Streptophyta; Magnoliopsida; Malpighiales; Euphorbiaceae
Exons: 1
Coding region: 387-1841 (484 amino acids)
Cellular component (GO): vacuole
Source: RefSeq, a predicted model, not a curated record